AUUGGAACGUGGAUGGUUCCUAAAAUGGCGGCGGUUUCUGUCAGUGUGGAAUGAAACUUUCCUAUUUUUAACGACAGAUUUAUCAUUUUCUAACACAUUCUGUGGACUUCAGCCGUCUGUUUAUUAACGUAAGCAUUAACGAAAUACAGAGCCGUCAGACACUCGACGUCGGGACCGAGUGGAGUCGUCCGGGGCUCUGUUUUUAAUCGCCAAUUUGCUGGGCUUCCCUCGAAGUUGACGGUGGCUGAGUGCCUGACAUUGCGAUCAUACCGACUGUUGUUGUCAUCGGACUGCUCAACGCGGAACCACCAGGUGAGAUUGGACGUCGGCCGAGUAGCUAGCUAGCCUGCCGGCCAAAGAGCGUCGAAAACGACUCGACGGCUUUUCGUUCGGCUGGAUUCCGUCGGGGCUGAGGUCGGAGACCCUGAGGACGUGUCACGUCGCCUGUCAGUUGAAAUUAAUACGUGGUGUUGGAUGUCACCACCAGUCAGUGUCAGGCGGAAUUUGGUUUGCUAGCAUCGUCCAUCCUGGCAAAUCAAAUGGAGAAGCUCCAGGACCUGAGCCAAUCAGAGCUACAGGAGCUCCUGGACAACCCGGAGAGGGUGGAGUCAAUGGCUCUGGAGUCUGACGAGAUCCAGAACAUUCAGCUGGAGAGAGAGAUGGCGCUGGCAUCAAAUCGCAGCCUGGCUGAGCAAAACCUGGACAUGAAGCCCCGUCUGGAGUUGCAGAAGGAGGUGCUGGUGGAGAGAUAUUCUCAGCUAGAGGCCGUCAGAGAAACCUACAGACAACACUGCUCCCUGAGAGACGGGAUGGUUGGUCAGGUGUCCCCAGAGGCAUUGUUCUCCAGACUACAGACAGAGAGCAGCAAAACAGAGGAAGAGUCAGAGGCUCUAGCCGAUGAGUUCCUGGAGGGCUCUCUGCCGUUGGACUCAUUCCUCGACCACUUCCUCUCCCUGCGCUCCCUCGCUCACAAAAGACGGGUGCGGAUAGAGAAGCUGCAGGAGAUCCUGCGACAGAGGAGUGAGGGCAAUCCCACCGCCAUGACAUCAUCAGCAGGCAUCUGCCAGGACCCUGCCGCCACACCCUCACCGUGGAAUCAGCCAACGACAACAGCAACGACGACGAAUCAGCAGCAGCCGAACUCCAAACCUCAGUCCUCCAGCUACCAAAACGCCUCGCAGCCGGCCUCCUCAUCUGCAGGGGGCUCCUCCGGCCUCCCCUACAGCCCGUACCCCGUCGCCCCCCCCAACUCGGCCCCCGCAGCAGCAGCCGCUGGCCCGGCCAACCCCACGCCACAGUUCCCUCCCUACCCGGUUUCCGGCUCACCUUUCACCCCAGGAGGCAGCUACUCCGGCCCCAGGCCUGCUUUCGGGCCUCCGGCUUCAGCUGCCUGCCCUUACCCGACCCAGCCCUCUUUCCCUGCUCCGCACCCGGGCUCAGCGUUCGGCCAGUACACCCCCAGCCACCCCCAGAGUGGCCCCGCGCCCUACCCGGCCUCCUACAGCUACGGCGGCUACAGCUACCCAGCCGGGCCCGCCUACUCCAAUUCUCAGUCGCCAACGGGGAGACCGAUCUACAGACCAGGAUACGGAGUUCCACAGCCGUACUCCUGAAAGCACUACUGCUCCUCUGUCUCAAUUCUUCCCUUCUUUCUGUCUCGCCCUUCUCUUCUCCCUGCCUCCCUGAAAUCCUCACCCCUAAUUCCCUCUCCUCCUCUUGUCUUUUUACCUUUUCUACAGUCCCUCUUCCUUUCUCCCACGCUCCCAGAUUCAAGAGGUCUCUUGCUUUACUUCUCUUUGUUGCACUAUUUCUCUCUUUCUCUAAUUAUCAAUCUGUUGAUCUCUCUGUCUUUCUCUCUUUCCUUUCCCCCUUUCUCUGUCACCCUCCAACCCACCAACUCCCCCACACUAGUCUCAGGUUGUUGCGUUGUGUUUAGGUGUUCAAACACUUGUAUCUUCAUACACUCACUGUCCUCCCUCCUCCCCUUCCAUUUCAAAUGUGUGUGUUGCUAUUUGGCAAUCAGAAAGUCCUUAUAAACACAUAAGUGCACUCCCCCUUAUGACGAAUACAUGAAAAAAAAAUCAGUUUUUGUAACACUGCAUCUGUGUCCAGUAGCUGUCUGAUUCACAUUAUUAUUCAUGAGCACAGUCUGCGUAAUGGAAGGUUUAUGUCCUGGUCUGGUUUCAGUAACUAACUGCUUGAUUCCACUGGGCCCGGCUGCGACACAUUCUGGCUGUGACCACCGUUCUAGACAUGGCUUGAGAUUCCAUCAGAAGCAGAGCGUUUCAGAAGCGGCUCUCUGCUCUGCUCCGCUUAAAAAACACCACGAUCAAGACGGAAUCAAGGAAUUCAGACACAGAAACGGCAUAGAGAAUCUGGCCACUUUUCAAAAUAAAACACCCUGUGCCGACCUCUGAUCGUAAAAACGGACGAAAAGGAAACGGCUGAACACACUGUAAAACCUGACUGAGUUAAACAAAAAACCGAGGGAAAAGUAACUCAUGUAUUUAUUGUUAAGGUAACUUGGCUAAAUUAAGUUAAUUGUACUAAUUAACUAACUUAAAUGCACGUUCUUUAUAGAAAUUUUAAAACUAUUUACCAUUUUUGGGGAAAACAGCAGCCAAUUAAUCUAAUUGUUACUGCUGUAAUUAAGUUGUCAACAAUAGUCUACUUGUUUUUUCAUCACAUAUUUAUGCUACAGGGGAUCAUUUAGAACGGUUUGGAUGCAUAUUUGGGCAUAUGAUGAUUUAUAAACUAAACUAAAAACAAAAAAAUGAAUGGUCCUAAGCUAUACAGGAUUAUAGCACUGUAUCAGUGGGUUUUACAUAUUUGUAAUGAUAUAAAGUCGACUUAAAGAAAAUAGGUCAAUGGAAGAACUGGAAUUAUAUCACCAAUACUUAAAAUACUGUAUAAAUUUAAGUGCACUCAAAAAUUUUUGAGUUGGGUUUAAUUAAUGGGAAAUGAAUGGAUUUAAAUAAUGUUCUGAGGAAAAAGUUAUGUGAACUUACUUCUUUUAUUAAGUUAGCUUUUACAUUAUCAAGGAAUAAUGUCGAAAUCAACUCCGAAUUGGCGGGCAAAAACGCUCCGCUUCUGAAGCGCUCCUCGUGGGUUACAAAGCUGCAUGCGGGAUGAACCAAAAGUGAGUAGCAGACGCAGCGUCACAGAGCUGUGCGCGGUGGAAUCCAGGCAACUAAGGAUUAUAUUGGAAAAGUAGAUGGCUGUCACAAAAUAUGGCUCUCAUGUUCAGUUUAGUUAGGGUUUUGAGUGGAACUGCCUGGUCUGUCAGCUCUUCCAGACACUGACCUACUCCAAACAGAAAGGUGGCAGGUGCAUUUCAUUAUGCACAGUUACCCAUGGACAGUGGGCAGAAGAACCACCAGUAACUCCACAAACCAGUCACCCUUUAGUUUCUUCAACCAAAGAACCUUUUCCUUUUAAUUUAACAUUGAAAGAGGAAGUUAGCUGCAGCCGUACUUUCCUUGCCAUCACUAAAGGGUCGGUCAAACCAGAAAGUGGCACAGAAAAAUAUUUUAUUCAAGCAUGACUACUCGCAGGGCUAGCUGACCAGCUAACACACAAGGCAGCUGGGAACAACAGUUGUGAACCAAGCUUCUUUUCUAUUUUCUAUGUGCUGGUUUACUCGUCCUUGGUACUUUGUUCUCAGGAUUGUUAAUCAUUUGCAGGAGAGGGAACAAAUGUGUUAACAGCUACUGUAAAUGCCUCUCAGUAAGCCACAUAUCAGCCUGGUGCCGGGACUGCACAGGCUCCGAGCGAGAGCUGCCUAGCAGCCCCAGCAAUAGUUUUGGAAAGGCUAUUUUAAACCACACCAAGUCUUCAUGUGUUUUUCCAUGGUGCAUGCUAACCCUACAUUAGAGUCCUCGAGUCCAUUUUCCUCAAAAACAAAGAGAAGAAAAACUUUAAAGCUAUUGCACUAAUUUUUAUUUCUUUGGCCACUUGGGGGCAGCGGAGAGCUUGUUCCACUGUAACGACACCGACCUUGUAAAGCCGAUACAGCAAUCCUUGUUAGCAAACAGUUGUCUAUUUCCACAUCCAGCAGACACAGAGCAACAUUACUAUUAUUUUGGGGUUGCGUUUGUAGGCUCAAAGUGGCUUUUAAAAAAGACUGUAGAGCUGAGGGGAGUUUGUCACGUUACACAUCUGAUCUGCUGUUAUUAUAAAAAUAGUGAUUAGUGCAGCUUUAAGAAAUGGAUGGGUCUUAUGAACCUCUCUGUCCCGUGUAUAGUGAAUUCAGUAGUGUCUCCAUCCCUUGACCCAAAUAAAGAUGGCAGCCAGACAUGUAAGGAGCUUUCAUUUUCAGUUGUUAGCCUUCAGUCUUCAGUAGGAUAGCUCACAUUCUAGUACAUGUAGCUUAUUCCACAAACCUUACAAACAGCUAGCGAGAUAGGGCAGGAAUGUAGAGCUACCAGAUGUUUGUAAAGGCUUACAGAACGAGCUGCUGUGGACGGCAGAUGUUUACUACAGCAUACAGCAAGCUAGCUUAAGCAGCUAAUGUUGCAGAUUGCCCACCUGUCCAACAAAUAUAACACCACGUCAGGACUUCUGAGUCUUAAUGCUCUUCUCACCUUUUAAAUUCUUGGGUUUCCAGCUUGUUUUGGCAGGACUGCACCUUUUCCAGCAAACAGCCAGACAGGUUUGUUUGAUAAAGUGUGGCGUUUCUGUGCUCAGAGCAAGACCAAUAAUAAAGUCUUACACGGG
Dicentrarchus labrax (European seabass) is the source of this 4716-nucleotide messenger RNA. It is a transcript of the gene vps37c, whose product is annotated as VPS37C subunit of ESCRT-I. Gene Ontology annotation, biological process: protein targeting to membrane; ubiquitin-dependent protein catabolic process via the multivesicular body sorting pathway; protein targeting to vacuole. The transcript is spliced from 5 exons. The coding region runs from base 540 to 1613 and encodes 357 amino acids. The record is from RefSeq and is a predicted model, not a curated record. Gene Ontology annotation, cellular component: ESCRT I complex. Lineage: Eukaryota; Metazoa; Chordata; Actinopteri; Moronidae.